Molecule: messenger RNA, 1647 nt
Organism: Condylura cristata (star-nosed mole)
Lineage: Eukaryota; Metazoa; Chordata; Mammalia; Eulipotyphla; Talpidae
Gene: TULP1
Product: tubby like protein 1
Exons: 15
Coding region: 1-1647 (548 amino acids)
Biological process (GO): protein localization to cilium
Cellular component (GO): cilium
Molecular function (GO): actin filament binding
Source: RefSeq, a predicted model, not a curated record
AUGCCGCUGCAGGAAGACGCCCUCCGGGAGGUGUGGGCCUCCGACAGCGGGCACGGGGAGGAAGACCAGAGCCCAGAGGUGCAACGCCGCCGCCAGCAACAGCGACCCGUCCGGGGACAGAAGUUGAGGAAGAAAAAGACUGAAGCCCCUGAGUCUCCCAGCCCGUCGAGAUCCACGCUCCGAAGACCCGGAGUCGCGAGAAGGGGGAGGCUGCGGGAGGACCCCGCCCAGGAGCCGGCCCAACGCGGGGCGCAGCAGACCGUGUACGCCAAGUUCCUCAGGGACCCCGAGGCCAAGAAGCGCGAUCCCCGGGAAACCUUCCUGGUAGCCGGCGCGCGGGACGCGGAGGACGAUGAGGAAGAGGAAGAAGAGGUCCAGGAGGGCGAAGAGAAAGAGGAGGAGGGAAAGAAAGAAAAAAUCGCUCUGCCUCCCAAGACCCCCCCCAAAGAGGUUUCCACAGACAUCAAGGAGAAGAGAGUCAAGACCAUGGGUCAGAGGGGGGACCUGGGAAGCCCUGUGCCCCCACCAAAACCUCUGCGCGCUAAGAAGCAGAUACCCGUGGAGGAAGGGACCAAGCUGAGAAAGAUAAAGAAAAAAGGGUCUGGGGAGGAAGACAAGGACCCCUCUGGGAGUCCGGCCAGAGUGAGGAAGAAGGUGCCAGCAGCCAUGUUUCUGGUUGGAGAGGAGGGUCCGACCAGAGAGAAAGCUUUGAAGAAGAAAGGUACUCCCAAAGGCGCAGAAGGGGAGAGGAAGAAGGAAGAAGACGAGGAGGAAGAGGUGGACGCAGGAGUGACCAAGAACAGCAAUCAGAAGGGCAGAGGGAAAGGAAAAAGCAAAAAGGAGGCUAAGGAGGACAGGGCCCCAUCCCCACCAGUGGAAGUGGAUGAACCCCAGGAGUUUGUGCUUCAGCCUGCCCCCCGUGGUAGGACUGUGCGUUGCCGGCUGACCCGGGACAAGAAGGGUAUGGAUCGGGGCCUGUACCCCUCCUACUUUCUGCAUCUGGACACAGAGAAGAAGGUGUUCCUCUUGGCUGGCAGGAAACGGAAACGGAGUAAGACAGCCAAUUACCUCAUCUCCAGCGACCCCACCAAUCUGUCCAGAGGAGGGGAGAAUUUCAUUGGGAAGCUAAGAUCCAACCUCCUGGGGAACCGCUUCACGGUUUAUGACAACGGGCAGAAUCCACACAGAAGAGGCAGCGCUGAUGUGGGGAGCCUUAGGCAGGAGCUGGCAGCAGUUAUCUAUGAAACCAAUGUGCUGGGCUUCCGAGGCCCACGGCGCAUGACCGUCAUCAUUCCCGGCAUGAAUGUGGACAACCAGAUGGUCCCCAUCCGACCCCGAAAUGCCAGAGAUGGGCUGCUGGUGCGCUGGCAGAACAAGACACUGGAGAGCCUCAUUGAACUACACAACAAGCCACCUGUCUGGAAUGAAGACAGUGGCUCCUACACCCUCAACUUCCAAGGUCGAGUUACCCAGGCCUCAGUCAAAAACUUCCAGAUUGUCCAUGCUGAUGACCCCGACUACAUCGUGCUGCAGUUCGGCCGCGUGGCGGAAGACGCCUUCACCCUGGACUACCGGUACCCGCUGUGCGCCCUGCAGGCUUUCGCCAUCGCCCUCUCCAGUUUCGACGGGAAGUUGGCCUGCGAGUGA